AUGUAUCUUCCGCGACCAUUAAUCUCGAAACUUUAUGUGCAACUCCAGAGAACACACCAUCCUCUAUCCCCGCCCGUUAUUCUUCUCGUCGCACUUGAACCAGACGCUCUAUGCGGAUGCCGUAUUUUGACACAUUUAUUAAAGCGCGACUAUAUACCUCACAAAAUUAAGCCUAUCGCAGGUUACAAUGAUUUAAAAAAGGCCGGCGAGACUAUUAUUCGGCCCAUGAUGCAUAGUCAAGGUGGCAGUGGAGGUGUUGUGGUUUGUCUAGGAGUUGGAGGCUUGGUUGACCUCGAAACCCUCUUUAGAUUUGAUAUUGAGGGAGAGACAUCUUACGGUGGGGUGGAAAUAUGGGUGAUAGACGCGCGAAGGCCAUGGAAUCUGUCGAACGUAUUUGGAGGCAUACCACAAAUAACACCAGCCCAGGGUGUUGAUGCACUAUCAAAUAAAAAAACUCAAGGCUUAGAUGGGGGAAAAAUACAGCCAAGCUAUAAAUCAGGAAAUGGGGGUAUUAUCGUGUUCGACGAUGGGGAUAUUGACGAGGAUCUUGGUGCAGAAAAAGAGGCUUAUCUUGCAAUUGCUGAUAUGCCACCGAUAGAUGAUUAUGACUAUGAGGAUGAAGACAGCGAGGUUCAAAUUGCGGAUGAGGAUGAGGUACAGGCUCCACAAGCUGGUAAAAAACGGAAAUUCGGCUCAGAUCGAUCCGACAAUGAAGGAAGUGAAGAGGAGAAUCAAAGGCCUCGCCAGAAAUUUAAAAGAAACCCGCGAAUUUCAAAUACCGAGAAUCCUAGUGACCAUGAAUCGACUGACGAGCCCACACCAGGUGAAAGAAAUCAUUCAGCUCUUCAGAGCCCUAUUCAGACUGUCGUACAACCCUCGAUACAAAUAUUACGACGUCGGCUCACCAAGCUUCGUCGAAAGUAUGAAUCCGUCCUACAGGAAUAUUAUAGCCUCGGUGCUUCAUACUCAGAGCCUAUAUCUUCCAUCAUGUACUCACUUGCAUCUGAACUGGGUCGGGAAACUAAUGAUUUACUAUGGAUAACAAUUGUCGGGGUGACCUCCAUGGAAUUAUAUGGUCGUUCAUCUGUAGGCGUCGCUGUAACGACUCAAAAUAUAUCAACAUCUCAAAAAGGCUGGCUUGGAACACGUGGAACACGAAUACGGCAACUAUUAAGAGAUGAAGUUCGCCGUCUUAAUCCUCCGGACCUUUCAGAGUCUACACAUAAUUCAAAACGAAAUACCUCUCCCGAAGCUAGCGGUAUCAUUCCAACCACUGCUCGAAACCCAAAUGAUACUAGUAUCCGGCUUUCACCUGAACCUAGGUUCCUUUUGAUUCGUCAUUGGAGUUUAUACGAUAGUAUGCUUCAUUCACCUUAUCUAUCUGCCCGGUUGCAUGUUUGGUCAGAAAAUGGCCGUAAGAGACUACACAAGCUACUAGCAAAGAUGGGUGUAAGCCUUGUUCAGUGCAAGCAAAGUUACACACACAUGGAUAUGGAGUUAAAACGAGGCCUUAGAAAAAAAUUGCUCAAGUACUCUCAAAUGUAUGGCUUAGAUGAACUGGUUCCCCCUACAGAUUCAGAUGGUAAGGAUCUAGGAACCAGUAAGGAAGGAUGGGGGUUUGUUCGAAGCUGGGGCUGGCGUGCGACUCUAAACGCCGAGGAUGUAGGCGUCGUCAUUGGUGCAAUUCUUGAGGUCGGGAAAAAAGCCACCAUAAUAUCAGAAAGUACGACAAAUGAAGAACAUGGAACCAACAGCUCUUCUGAUGAGGAUGGUAUACUAGAGGCCGAAGAAUGGGUCGGAAGAUUUUGGGAUGCAUAUGAUGCUCUUGAAAAUAUUGAGGAGCUUAAAGCUGCUCUCCCUAUAGCCCAGCACCUUCAUCGAGCUAUUCUCAGAACUGGCACGUCUUUGAUUGAGAAGAGCCAGAUCCGUCACCUUCGAGCAUUCCGAAUGUGUAUUGUUAAAGAUGGUCCUGAUAUUUUGCUAUUUACCCACCCUGCCGCAUUAACAAAACUUGCAUUGUGGGUCGGAGAGGCAAUUUCACAACAAGAAAAAGAAACGAGAGGGAAAUUAGGCCACGGUGGACGAGGGACUCCGCUUGUUGUCGCAAGCUUGAAUGAGAAACGUGGAGUAUAUUGUAUUGUUGGUACUGGUGGAGGAGGGGGAGGUAUAAUAGGCUUUGGAGAUCUUCAGUCUGCAGAGAAAAAGCAGGCAAAACAAGAAGCCAAGGCUCAUGCACAGAAGCUCCGCCAAAAGGAAAAAGAACAAGUGCGAAAGCAGAGAAGAGAAGCAAAAAUACUAGCCCUCGGAAAUGAUACUGACGAUGAAGCUUCGGCAUCAGAAUCUUCGGACUCGACGACGGAAGAGUCAGAGGACGAGGAAAGUGAUAAAGAACAUUCAAGGGGGUUCGGACGAAAUAAGUUCGGAAAUGCAUUUCAAGAAGUAAUCGAUGAGACAAAUGCUCGAGUUCGAAUUGAUAGCUUCGAGCAUUGCGUUGUUGAAGUGAAGAAAGAAGACUUAGCUGGAUUUCUGGAGAGUCUAAGCAUGAAAUCUGUCGUUGGGUGA
Molecule: messenger RNA, 2562 nt
Organism: Blumeria graminis f. sp. triticale
Lineage: Eukaryota; Fungi; Ascomycota; Leotiomycetes; Helotiales; Erysiphaceae
Source: the annotation of a GenBank genome assembly